AAAUAUCCAUCAAUCUUUCUCCUCCUUUCGCCUCCUCCAUCAUCGACGACGAUCCCACCCAAACCCCAACGCCAUGCCUCCCAGGAGGCGCGUCGUCAAAACCGCCCCCAAAACCACCCCCAAAUCCCGAACCAAAACCGUCGCCGCCUCCGAGAGUCCCACCACACCCUCCGCCGAUGCCCCCGCACUCGCCACCCCGCCUCCCUCCGCCAUCGCCUCCGAAACACCUGUCUCCGAGCUCAUCCAGCCUACCCCGGACCCCCCUGCCCCCGAUGCCUCCGUCCUCCAGUCCCCCGAAACCCCCGCUGCCGCUGUCGAGGCCGUAGCGGAACCUUCGGGAACUUCAGCCGACGCCAACCCUUCGAUCGCCGUCGCGGAACCCCAGGCGUCGGUGUCGGAGGAUCCCGUUGAGGCACCUCCGAGGGAGUCUGCGGAGGCAUCUGGAUCUGGCAAGAAGGCAGCUGUCCGGGUGAGGAAGGUUAUCAAGAAGAAAAUUAUUAAGAAAAUCGUCCCAAAGGUGGUUUCUUUAGCGAAGAAGGAUUCGGCUUCGUCGCAAUCGCCGACAGAAACGGCCGACAAAGAAACCCUAGUUACUGAAAUCGGGCCUGGUAACCCUACUUCUGAUGUUGCGGCAGGAGAUGCCAUGCUGGCCGAGAAUAAUGAUCUAGGUAGGGAGAACGAUUCUCAGAGGGAACGUAGUGACGAGAAAAAAGAUGUUCAUGCGGAUCAGGACGCGAAGGAUGAUUUUGCGGAGCAGCAGGAUAAGGAGAAUGGUGCUCAAAGGAAGCAGGAUAAGAAGGAAGGUCACAAUGAAGCAGUAGCGGCUGCUGAGGAUGAGAUGGCUGGGAUGCCCAAACAGCAGGAUAAGGAAAAUGACGCUCAAAGUAAGCAGGAUAAGGAGCAAGAUUACUAUGAGGCAGUGGUGUCGGCCAGGGAUGAGAUGGCUGGGAUGUCAGAUCAGCAGGAUAAGGAGAAUGAUGCCCAAAUGAAGCAGGAUAAGGAGGAAGGUCACAUUGAGGCAGUGAUGGCUUCUGCGGACGAGGUGGCUGGAACGUCUGAUCGAAAGAACAGGAGAAAAACUGAGAUUUUUAUUGGGGGGUUGAGUAGGAUUGCGAAGGAGGAGGAUUUGAGGGAGGUCUUCGGGAAGGUGGGAGAAAUUAUGGAAGUAAGAAUGAUGAUGGAUGGUCAAACAGGGAAGAACAAGGGGUAUGCUUUUUUGAGGUAUAAGGAUCCUGCACAAGCUAAAAAGGCUGUCUCUGAAUUUCCUAAAGUCGAGAUAUGUGGAAAGCUUUGUGGAGCAGCUGCUCUUGAGGGGAAUGAUACUAUAUAUUUGGGAAACAUUGAUAAGAAUUGGAAGAAAGAAGAUGUGUUGAAGGUUUUGCAAGAUAUUGGAAUUGAAAAUAUUGACACGGUCACUGUCAUGCCUGAUCCUCGUAAUGCAGAUGCAAAUCGUGGAUUUGUGUUCCUUGAGCUUGAAACUAACAGAGAUGCACAUAUUGCUUACAAAAAACUUCAGAAAAAGGAUAUUUUUGGAAAAGGUCGGAAUAUUUCUGUUUCUUGGGCUGAGCCGUUAAAUGAUCCUGAUGAUGAGAAAUUGCAAAAGGUGAAAUCUGUAUAUGUUGAGGGCAUUCCAUCUUCAUGGAAUGAGACCAAGUUAAUGGAGUUCUUUGGCAAGUUUGGGGAGAUUGAGCGGGUUGUCCAUUCACGCAAUAUUCACUCAGCUAAGAGAAAAGAUUUUGCUUUUGUUAACUUCACUGCUCGAGAAGCAGCUCUUUCAUGCAUUGAGUUAUUCAAGGAGGAUGUAACUGAGAAUGGCUUUAAGGUGCCUAUUAAAGUAUCACUAGCUAAACCUGUGCAAAAGAGCAAGCAGACAAAAGGGCCUUCAAAAUCUACUAGUACAAACAAGGAAAAGACCCUGCCACUGCAACGUGAGGUGAAGACAAUUGCUUCUUCACACAAGAGAAAUUUUUUCAGAGCAGAUAAUAAUAUUACUGGUGGAGAUAGGAGGACUUCUACUUCCAAUGAACUCCUUCAAGUUUUGAGAGAACAAGCUCAUUGGGAACAUGGACAAGGUGGUUAUGGCAGAGGUCAUAUGGUACAAGAUUAUCCCCAUAUGACUGGAGGAAAACGUCCCUUCUCAUCUCUGGGAGAAGAUGCUUCAUACUCUGACACUAGAGGAUAUCCUCAUCCCCGUCUCAACAGAUCUCUCCCAGUUUCCAGCUUAAGCCAUGGAACGUACCCUUCUGGAGCUGGGCCUUCUCUGCCAUACUAUCCACACACACAUACCAGUUACUUUAGUGCAGGUUCUCAUGCAGUACCCGAGUUUCGUCAAAACUUUCAGAAUCAAGGAGCUCCUCCUAGUGGAAGCAGUAUGUACUCUAGAUAUAGAUAUGGUUGACUGUUUCCUAGCUUUAAAGAUAUUAGCCAUCACAGCACCUCCCAGAGUUUCCCAUUGACGAUGAAAAACUUGGAAGUUCUCCCGCCAUUCUUGAUCGUGCACUGCUUUUACUUGGACUCGCCAAUGAUUUCAGCACAUUAAACUAAUUUAUCUAAUCAACAAUGCUUUUGGUAUCGCAGGACUAUCUAGGAUACUUUUUCCAUAUCCCUAAAGCAUUUGUAGUUGUCAUUUUACUUGUUGAGUUUAAAAUUAGGAUAACUAUUUACUGCAAUGUGCAUGAGCAACCUUGUGUAGUUAAUUUUGGCAGAUGUUAACAAUGUUAAAUUAAAGAUCUAAUCACAAAGUUUAUUAAAGUC
Zingiber officinale is the source of this 2754-nucleotide messenger RNA. RefSeq names its product protein gar2-like. Bases 74 to 2398 code for a protein of 774 amino acids. The transcript has 12 exons. Gene Ontology annotation, molecular function: mRNA binding. NCBI's taxonomy places the organism in Eukaryota, Viridiplantae, Streptophyta, Magnoliopsida, Zingiberales, Zingiberaceae. Gene Ontology annotation, cellular component: nucleus. The record is from RefSeq and is a predicted model, not a curated record.